This is a messenger RNA of Trichomonas vaginalis G3, 432 nucleotides long. RefSeq lists its product as uncharacterized. The transcript has a single exon. The record is from RefSeq and is a predicted model, not a curated record. NCBI's taxonomy places the organism in Eukaryota, Parabasalia, Trichomonadida, Trichomonadidae. The annotation marks the transcript as partial.
GAUGUUAAGUUAGAGUAUCCACCACUGGACCAAAUUCUUUCAAGAGAAGCCAACGACAAUCCUUACACAAAUGUUCAAACAAAUCCUUCAGAUAACGUAGACCAUUACCUUCUUCAGUUAUACCAAACAAUUUUACUCAAAGACGAUAAGAAGCUUUUGACAAAUCUUAUAAGUAAGAACCAAAUAAUUCUAACAAAGGAGGACCUUGAAAAUGUUAUCUCACGAAUAACAGGGAAACAAUGUGUCAUUGACUAUCUCGACCCUGAAAUCGAAUGCUGUGGUCAAACUCCACUAUUCAUGAAAAUAGGUAACAUCCGCAUCAUUGAAACACCAGGAACUACAGGAGUUGAGUUUAAGUAUAAAUAUUCGAAUGAAUAUACAAAACUUUCAACAGAAUAUAAACUUUGUUUGAAAUAUGUUUUAGUAAAUUAA